Molecule: messenger RNA, 1425 nt
Organism: Mycena indigotica
Lineage: Eukaryota; Fungi; Basidiomycota; Agaricomycetes; Agaricales; Mycenaceae
Exons: 7
Coding region: 1-1425 (474 amino acids)
Biological process (GO): protein O-linked glycosylation via mannose
Cellular component (GO): endoplasmic reticulum
Molecular function (GO): protein O-acetylglucosaminyltransferase activity
Source: RefSeq, a predicted model, not a curated record
AUGGCGCCAGCGCCGCCCACGCCGCGCGAAUGGCUAAUCACUUCGAUACUGUUGCUGGUCAUACUCUACUACUCGAAUAGCCGUGUCCACGACUAUUUUAUUCCAGCCCCUCAACCACACACGCCACGUCCACCACACUCCAUCGACACGCUCAAACAGAACACGCAGUCAUAUGAUGCUCGACUGACAUGGGGUUCCAAGUCAGCCCCAGAGAGUCAAGUUCUCUCACACGUCCCAGGAUGGUCCAUUAUCGACAAACUCUACAUCUCUAACGGCACGGUAUAUAUUGUCUCUGACGAUCCAGACGCGGUACCAGACCGUGACAAUAUGUACUCGAAGGGCGUUGAUAUCUUGCCUGGUAAAGAGGCUGAAGAGUCGCGUCUGCCGUCCGACAAUGACAUCCAAAUAAUCACCACUGCUGCAGCAAGAAAGCUUUUUGGAACUGGGGCAUAUCUGGUGGAUGGUGUCACUUUCCUUGUCAACGAUCCUCCGCAAUUUGUGAGGCACUACUACCACUGGACGGCUGAAUUGAUUUUCGGAUUCUGGAGGACCUAUUCGUCGUUGGACCCCUCCAUUCAGAAAGAAGGCAAUACCUCACUUCCCCAGCCAAGACAUAUGUGGUUCAACCGUCUUGACGCUUUUCGCUGGCGUGAUCCAACAAAUAUGAACCAGCUUGUCGUCCGCUCCAUUUUUCCAGACGUAACCAUGGAGUUUCUCGACGACUGGGAUGACCGGACCAAAAUGGGUGCACCGUUUGUUUUCGAAAGGGUGGUUCUCGCCGACCGCUCAUCCGCCAUGCGUGCCUAUAACUACCAGCGAUAUCAACGGACAGCUGCCGUCCCCUUUGGCCUGCCUGGAAGCGUUUACUGGUGGCAAACACUUCGCAACAAUGUCGUGCAGUUUGCGGGCAUGGACUGGCGCGACGGCAGUUCAACGAACGACAAGCCGGUUAUCACUUACAUCUCGCGGCAGGCAUGGGGAAGGCGUAUACUCCUCAAAGAAGACCACGAACGUCUCGUCAAAGAGCUAUACCGUCUACGCGAUGCACAUGGUUGGGAAGUCAAUGUCGUUCUCAUGGAGAAACUGGACAGAGCUGAGCAAAUACGUCUUGCUGUUCGGACAACGAUAAUGAUGGGUGUACAUGGCAAUGGGUUGACCAACCUCAUUUGGAUGCAGCCGACACCCCGCACGACGGUUAUGGAGUUCUUUUAUCCCGGAGGAUUCGCCCAUGACUACGAGUUCACUGCUAGAUCUCUGGGCAUCACCCACUACGGCUUCUGGGGCUCUUCGUCUUUCACGAGUCCCAACCUUCCUCUAAACGCUUACCCCGACGGGUUCCAAGGGAGCUCAAUUCCCAUUGAUGCAGAGGCUGUUGGGCGUCUUUGCCACGACAGACUGACGUUGUCGUUCGAGGUCGACGACUAG